This is a messenger RNA of Sorex fumeus (smoky shrew), 1500 nucleotides long. RefSeq names its product MFSD2 lysolipid transporter B, sphingolipid (gene MFSD2B). The transcript has 14 exons. Gene Ontology annotation, molecular function: symporter activity; sphingolipid intramembrane carrier activity. Gene Ontology annotation, cellular component: membrane. Gene Ontology annotation, biological process: carbohydrate transport. NCBI's taxonomy places the organism in Eukaryota, Metazoa, Chordata, Mammalia, Eulipotyphla, Soricidae. Bases 1 to 1500 code for a protein of 499 amino acids. The record is from RefSeq and is a predicted model, not a curated record.
AUGGCCCUGUCCCCGGGAGGGACUCCUGGCCGGGAAGUGGAAGCGCCCCCGCCCCAACCAGAAGCGUCCAACUUGGAGCCCGACCCGGAUGCCAGAGCUGGUCGCCUCUCCGUCUGCACCAAGCUGUGCUACGGCAUCGGUGGGGUACCCAAUCAGGUGGCCUCAAGCGCCAUCGCCUUUUACCUGCAACUUUUCCUGCUAGAUGUGGCGCAGAUCCCUGCCGCCCAGGUCUCUCUGGUCCUGUUUGGAGGGAAGGUGUCUGGGGCAGCAGCGGACCCCGUGGCUGGCUUCCUCAUCAACAGAAGCAGGAGGACAGGGUCUGGACGCCUCAUGCCCUGGGUGCUGGGCUGCACGCCCUUCAUUGCCUUGGCCUACUUCUUCCUGUGGUUCCUGCCCCCCUUCACCAGCCUCCGUGGCCUCUGGUACACGGCCUUCUACUGCCUCUUCCAGGCGCUGGCCACGUUCUUCCAGGUGCCCUACACUGCGCUCACCAUGCUGCUGCCCGCCAGCCCGCGGGAGCGGGACUCGGCCACCGCCUACCGGAUGACCCUGGAGAUGGUGGGCACGCUGCUGGGCGCCGCGGUGCACGGGCGCAUCGUGGCGGGAGCGCACGCGCCGCCUGUCUGCGGGGACGCGGAGGCGACGGGGCCGACCGCCGUCUCCCCAGACGCGACUCGGCUCUACUCCAUUGCGGCCGCGGUGGUCACGGCGAUUUACCCUGUGUGCAGCUGCUUGCUCUACCUGGGAGUGAAGGAGCGGCCAGAUGCGUCCAGCACAGCCUCUGGCCCGGGCCUGGGCUUCCUGUCCGGGCUAAGCCUCACUGUCCGGCAUCCCCCUUACCUCAAGCUGGUGGGCUCUUUCCUGCUCAUUUCUGCUGCUGUCCAGGUGGAACAGAGCUACCUGGUCCUGUUCUGCACACACGCCUCCCGACUGCAUGAUCACGUCCAGAACCUGGUGCUGACCAUUCUGAUCUCGGCCGUGCUCAGCACCCCGCUGUGGGAGUGGGUGCUCCAUCGAUUUGGGAAAAGGACGUCGGCCUUUGGGAUCUUCAUGAUGGUGCCCUUUGCGAUCCUGUUGGCUGCUGUUCCCACAGCGCCCGUGGCGUACGUGGUGGCCUUUGUGUCUGGCCUGAGCAUCGCCGAGUCCUUGCUGCUCCCCUGGUCCAUGCUUCCAGACAUGGUAGACGAUUUCCAGCGGCAGCACCAGCUGGGCCCGGGCCUGGAGACCAUCUUCUACUCUUCCUACGUCUUCUUCACCAAGCUGUCGGGUGCUGGUGCCCUGGGCAUCUCCACUCUGAGUCUGGAGUUCGCGGGCUACCGGGCAGGAGCCUGCCAGCAGGCAGAGCAGGUGGUGGUCACUCUCAAGGUCCUCAUCGGAGCUGUGCCCACCUGCAUGAUCCUCGCCGGCCUGUGCAUCCUCUUGGUGGGCCGCACCCCCACGGGCCAGAACACUUCCCGCCAGCUGAGCAUCCGGAGGAGGACCAGCUACAGCCUCGCCUGA